Messenger RNA from Orycteropus afer afer, 906 nucleotides. Its product is annotated as lymphocyte antigen 6 family member G6F. The record is from RefSeq and is a predicted model, not a curated record. NCBI's taxonomy places the organism in Eukaryota, Metazoa, Chordata, Mammalia, Tubulidentata, Orycteropodidae. The coding region runs from base 1 to 906 and encodes 301 amino acids. The transcript is spliced from 6 exons.
AUGGCUGUCCUAUUCCUCCUCUUAUUCCUUCUGCUUCUACAUCGUCCCCCCCAGGCUGCUGCAGAGAACAUCCAGGCCAUCUAUGUGGCCUUGGGGGAGGCAUUGGAGCUGCCAUGUCCCUCACCAGCCAAGCUACAUGGGGAUGAAUACUUGUCCUGGUUCCGCAGCUCUGCAGCAGGCUCCUCUACCGUCUUGGUGGCCCAAGUCCCAGUGGCCAAACCAGCCCCAGACUCUGGGAAGCUCGAAAGAGAAUCCAGGCCCAAAUUGCUGGGGAACUACUCUCUGUGGCUGGAGGGGACCAAGGAAGGGGAUGCUGGGCGGUACUGGUGUGCCGUGCUGGGUCAACACUAUAUAUACCAGAACUGGAGGGUGUAUGACAUUUCUGUGCUUAAAGGCUCCCAGUUGUCUGCGAGGGCCGCAGAUGCAUCUCCCUGCUCUGUUCUGCUGUGCUCCUUGAUUCCUCCCCGACGCCUGGACUCUGUGACUUGGCUGGAGGGGAAGGGGUCCGUGAGGGGCCGGGUACAGUCUUUCUGGAGUGAGGGAGCUGCCUUGCUCUUAGUGUGCCCCGGGGAAGGGCUUCCUGAGCCCAGGACCCGCAGACCAAGAAUCAUCCGCUGCCUUGUGCCUCAAAAUAAAGGGGUCAGCUUCAGCCUAGCAGCCUCCAUGGAUGCCUCUCCUGGCCUCUGUGCCCCCUCCACAGGCUGGGAUGUGCCCUGGAUCCUUAUGCUGCUGCUCGUGGCAGGUCAAGGAGUCACCAUCCUGGCCCUUAGCAUCAUGCUGUGGAGAUGCAAGGACCAGAGGGUUCAGUGCAGAGAUGCCUCGAUUCCUCAGUUCAAACCUGAAAUCCAGGUCUACGAGAACAUCCAUUUGGCCCGUCUGGGCCCACCUGCCCCCAAGACCAGGUGA